AGCAUGAAGUUGGAACUUGCUUUCUUCAUUAUAAAGAGAAAUUUCGUAUCUAUGAUGAAUACUGCAGUAACCACGAGAAGGCACAGAAAGUUCUGCUUGACCUUAACAAAAUAAGAACAGUGCGGACAUUUCUUCUGAAUUGCAUGCUCCUGGAGGACGUAAGAACACAGAUGUGCCAUUGGAGGGGUAUCUAGUACGCCAAUACAAAGAAUAUGCAAGUAUCCUCUUCUUUUGAAGGAGUUACUGAAGCGGACUCCAAGGAAGCACAGUGACUACGCAGCACUAAUGGAAGCCCUCCAGGCCAUGAAAGCUGUCUGUUCCAACAUAAAUGAGGCCAAGAGACAAAUGGAAAAAUUAGAGUUUCUGGAAGAAUGGCAGUCUCAUGUUGAAGGAUGGGAGGGGUCCAACAUCACUGACACAUGCACAGAAAUGCUGCGAAGUGGACUACUACUGAAAAUCUCAGCAGGAAAUAUUCAAGAGCGGAUAUUUUUUCUGUUCGAUAACCUUUUGGUCUACUGCAAAAAAAAGCACAGGCGAUUGAAGAACAGCAAAGCAUCUACUGACGGCCAUCGUUACCUUUUUCGGGGCAGAAUAAACACAGAAGUGAUGGAAGUAGAGAAUGUAGAUGAUGGAACAGCUGACUACCACAGCAGUGGCCACACUGUCAUUAAUGGCUGGAAGAUCCACAACACAGCAAAGAACAAAUGGUUUGUGUGCAUGGCAAAAACACCUGAAGAGAAGCAAGAAUGGCUGGAAGCUAUUUUGAAAGAGCGAGAGAGACGAAAAGGUUUAAAAUUGGGCAUGGAACAAGACACUUGGAUGAUGAUCUCUGAGCAAGGAGAAAGACUAUACAAAAUGAUGUGCAAACAAGGGAAUCUCAUCAAAGACAGGAAGAGGAAAUUAACCACUUUUCCCAAGUGCUUUCUUGGAAGUGAAUUUGUGUCCUGGUUAUUGGAAAUUGGAGAGAUACACAAAUCCGAAGAAGGCGUUCAUCUUGGCCAAGCUUUAUUAGAGAACGGCAUUAUCCAUCAUGUUACAGAUAAGCACCAAUUCAAACCUGAACACAUGCUGUACAGAUUCCGAUACGAUGAUGGAACAUACUAUCCAAGAAACGAGAUGCAGGAAGUGAUUUCUAAGGGUGUACGACUGUACUGUCGCCUUCACAGUCUCUUCACCCCAGUAAUUCGGGAUAAAGAUUAUCACCUGAGAACCUACAAAUCUGUAGUCAUGGCUAACAAACUCAUAGACUGGUUGAUUGCACAGGGGGAUUGCCGGACCAGGGAGGAAGCUAUGAUCUUCGGUGUAGCUCUUUGUGAUAAUGGGUUUAUGCAUCAUGUGUUAGAGAAAAGUGAAUUUAAAGAUGAACCACUGUUGUUUCGUUUUUAUGCGGAUGAAGAAAUGGAAGGGUCAAAUAUGAAGCACAGACUGAUGAAACAUGAUUUGAAAGUAGUGGAAAAUGUCAUAGCUAAGUCAUUAUUGAUCAAAUCUAAUGAAGGCACCUAUGGUUUUGGUUUAGAAGAUAGAAAUAAGGUGCCAGUUAUUAAAGUGGUGGAGAAAGGAUCCAAUGCUGAGAUGGCAGGCUUGGAGGUUGGAAAAAAAAUCUUCGCCAUUAACGGUGACCUGGUUUUUCUGCGACCCUUUAGUGAAGUGGAUUGCUUCCUGAAAACAUGUUUAAACAGCAGAAAGCCCCUGCGGGUUCUUGUGAGCACUAAACCACGGGAGACAGUGAAGAUUCCUGACUCUGCAGAUGGACUUGGAUUCCAAAUCCGGGGCUUUGGCCCAUCAGUCGUCCAUGCUGUUGGGAGAGGAACAGUGGCAGCUGCAGCAGGUCUCCACCCUGGUCAAUGCAUAAUCAAAGUGAAUGGAAUUAAUGUCAGCAAAGAGACUCAUGCAAGUGUUAUUGCUCAUGUCACGGCAUGCAGGAAGUAUAGGCGUCCAAUGCAGCAAGAUUCUAUACAGUGGAUUUACAACAGCAUUGAAAGCGCACAGGAAGAUCUUCAGAAAACAAAUGCCAAGCCCUCUGGAGAUGAUGGAGGAGAUGCCUUUGACUGCAAAGUGGAAGAGGUGAUUGACAAGUUUAAUACUAUGGCAAUAAUUGAUGGGAAGAAAGAUCAUGUAAGCCUGACUGUUGACAAUGUUCACCUGGAGUACGGAGUGGUUUACGAGUAUGACAGCACAGCUGGAAUAAAGUGCCAUGUGUUAGAAAAAAUGAUUGAACCAAAGGGAUUUUUCAGCUUGACUGCAAAGAUUCUGGAAGCACUGGCAAAAAGUGAUGAGCAUUUUGUGCAGAACUGCAACAGCCUCAAUUCCUUAAAUGAAGUGAUCCCCACUGAGCUUCAAAGUAAAUUCAGUGUCAUUUGCAGUGAGAAAAUUGAGCAUAUCUACCGAAGAAUCUCUAGUUAUAAAAAGUUUUCAAGAGUAUUAAAAAACAGAGCUUGGCCCACCUUCAAGCAAGCUAAGUCAAAGAUCUCACCACUUCACAGCAGUGAUUUCUGUCCGACCAAUUGCCAUAUCAAUGUGAUGGAAGUGUCUUACCCUAAAACCUCAACUUCUGUUGGGAGUGCCUUUGGUGUACAGUUAGACAGCAGAAAACAUUCUUCUCAUGAAAAAGAAAAUAAAAACACUGAUCAAGGUAAACUGAAUCCCAUGGUUUAUGUUCAGCACACCAUUACUACUAUGGCUGCCCCUUCAGGACAGUCUCUUGGCCAGCAAGAGGGCCAUGGUCUGAGGUACCUCUUAAAAGAAGAAGAUUUAGAAACACAAGAUGUCUAUCAGAAAUUGCUGUUCAAAUUACAGACUGCACUGAAAGAGGUGGAAACAUGUGUCUGUCAGAUAGAUGACCUUCUUUCUUCAAUAACAUAUUCUCCCAAAUCAGAACGUAAAACGCCUGAGCCUUUAAUACCAGCAGACAGUGAUAAUGAAAAGGGAGAAAGGAAUGGGAAGAAAGUCUGUUUCAGUGUGACAGGUGAUGAACAAGAAGAUUCUGGUCAUGAUACCAUCAGCAACAGGGAUUCUUACAGUGAUUGCAACAGCAACAGGAACUCCAUUGCUUCCUUCACCAGCAUUUGUAGCAGUCAAUGCAGUUCUUACUUUCACAGUGAUGAAAUGGAUUCAGGUGAUGAGCUUCCCAUAAGUGUUCGAAUCUCUCAUGAUAAACAAGACAAGCUCCAUAGCUGUUUGGAGAAUCUUUUUGGUCAAGUCGAUUCAAUUGUCAAUCUUCUGAAAGGACCAGCUGUGGUGAGGGCCUUUGAACAGACAAAGUACUUUACACCAGGCCGAGGCCUACAAGAGUUUCAGCAGGAAAUGGAACCGAAGCUUAGCUGUCCAAAGAGGCUACGACUCCACAUCAAACAAGACCCUUGGAACCUUCCCAGCAGUGUCCGCAGUCUUGCCCAGAAUAUCAGAAAAUUUGUUGAAGAGGUGAAGGCACGGAUACUCUUAGCACUUCUUGAAUAUACAGAUAGCGAGAUACAACUGAGGCGAGACAUGGUCUUCUGUCAAAGUCUAGUGGCCACAGUCUGUGCUUUUUCAGAGCAGCUAAUGGUGGCCUUAAAUCAGAUGUUUGACAACAACAAAGAAUAUGAAAUGGAGACGAUGGAAGCCAGCAGAAGGUGGUUGGAACAGAUAGCUAGUGCAGGUGUUCUCCUUCAUUUCCAGUCACUGCUGUCACCUAACCUGGCUGAUGAGCAAGCCAUGCUAGAAGAUACACUGGUUGCACUGUUUGACUUGGAAAAAGUUACUUUUUACUUCAGACAAUCAGAGCCAGAACCACUAGUUGCAAAUGUUCCAAUCACAUACCAAGCAGAAGGAAGCCGGCAAACUCUGAAGGUUUAUUUCUACCUUGAUAGUUACCAUUUUGAACAGCUUCCUCAAAGACUGAAGAAUGGAGGGGGGUUUAAAAUCCACCCAGUACUUUUUUCACAAGCAUUGGAAAGCAUGGAAGGAUAUUACUACAGAGACAGUGUUUCAGUAGAAGAAUUUCAAGCUCAGAUAAAUGCAGCAUCACUAGAAAAAGUAAAGCAGUAUAACCAGAAACUACGAGCAUUCUACCUGGACAAGUCAAACCUGCCCGCAAAUUCAACAUCUAAAGCAGCUUACAUAGAUAAGCUGAUGAGGCCUCUCAAUUGCUUGGAUGAACUUUACCGACUCAUAGGGUCAUUUAUCCGAUCCAAGCGCACCGCUGCCUGUGCAUACACUGCUUGCAGUGCUUCUGGAGUUGGAUUGCUAUCAGUUUCUUCUGAACUCUGCAACAGGCUUGGAGCUUGUCACGUCAUUAUGUGCAACAGCGGAGUUCACCGCUGCACCCUGAGUGUUACCCUGGAGCAGGCGAUCAUUCUGGCCCGGAGCCAUGGGCUCCCACCUCGCUAUAUCAUGCAAGCUACAGACGUCAUGCGUAAACAGGGUGCAAGAGUACAAAACACAGCCAAGAAUUUAGGAGUGAGGGAUCGAACGCCACAAUCUGUUCCAAGAUUAUACAAGCUCUGCCAACCACCGCCACCAGUUGGAGAAGAAUGAGGAAAACAAUCAAAUAAUGGCUUUUAGAACACUGGGACUGUGUGACAAAGUCUAACUGCACUAUAGCAGUAUGUGCCUGGGCCUUUGAUAAAUGGAAAAAAAAAUAAAAAAUAUAUAUAUAUAUAAAAAGAACUUUACUCAGGAUAAAAAAAAAAAGAAAUACCCUAUAUAUAUUCUCUAUUGGCAUUGCAAAACGACUUCCGAAAAGCAUUUCUGGAAUCUGUGCACUCCAGCCUUAUGCUAGUAGAACAGGAGUCUUCCUUGGGAAUUUUACACUGGAAUCAGGUUCAUUUUGAUGUGUUUUUUUCAGCCACACAAUAGGCAUACAUAGCCAGCAGCUUCAAAACGAAUGUCUUGUUCAGAGAGAAUGGCUUCAGUUGUACGCUACACAGGAUAUGUUCUUGUGGAAGGAAUAAAAGCCUGGAUAAACUAGGCUUGAUAAUGAGCAUGCACUUCAUAUGGGGCUCUUUGCACUGAUAACUUUUUUUUCCUGUCAACAUCAUAACUUCUGAGAACAAUGACAUUAAUGUUUCAAGGAUAUAAUGUAAGUGAGGUUGAAGGAUUAAAACUCAUCUCUGAACUGUGCCUAAUGGCUACAGACUGACUGCAUCUAUGAACGUUUGCUUGUAAUCACAGUAAACUCAGCCACGUCUUAAGUAGCCCAUUGUCAUAUUAUUUUGGAGGGAGUACAUGUAUGGCAUAUGAGGUGACGUUUUACCCUUUUUCAGUUGCCAUUAUAAUUACAUUGAAUUUCAGACUGUCUAGUGGAUGUUUCACAUUAUCGUGCCUCUGCAUUUCAGAGUUUUUCAUAGCUUUGUAUGUUCUUGUACAGUAUUAUACUAGCUAGUGUGAGGAUGAGACAGUAUCGUAAUGUUUAACUGGAAACGUCCGUAUUUUAAGUUGAAACAUGGUUUGGGGUUUUGAUGUCUUAGUCCACCAUUUCCCUUCUUUUGGUCAUAUUGUUUUGUAUAGCAUUUCAGUUCUUUCUUGUGGAGUGGCCAUAAUUGUUACAGAUUUAUUUCUCAAAAUUGUACUGAGUGUUUAGAAGGCCCAUAAAAAUAUAUAUCUGCAUUUGGCUGUUUUUCAGCCCAAGUAUUUUCAGAGGAAAUGCCCCUAAAUGAGGUUUCAUGUGUAAACAUAUUAAAGCAAAAACUAUAAUCUGAAAUAAUUUUACUUGUAGCAGUAGGUAGCUACACAUUCCAUUAGAGCAGGGGAUAUACUGCCUGAAUAAAAUUUAUUUUUUGUAAAACAGCCAUCUAUAGUUAUGCUAUAGCAAUCACUUCACAGCCAAAUUUUUGCAUAUUAUCUAAUUAUUUAUGAAGUCUUCAAAAAAUAUAUUAAUCCACAAUGAAGUGAUGAUUCAGAAGAAGAUAUACUCUUGCAAAGAGUGUUCUUUACAUAGGAAAUCUAGGGGACUUGCAACUUUUCUCCAAAGGAGGAAUUAGGGCUCCUACCUUUUUCAGUAUUCCUAAUGUUUUUACACAGACUUUAACUUUGCUAAGAAAAUAAGUAUUUUUAUAUAUCCACAGAAAUAUGUGUCUGCACAUAUAUUUUAGUUUCGAGAUGUGUAUAUGUAGUCAUAUCAAUUACCAGUCCAACUGUAAAUAUGGAAUGUUUUCCUUAAACUGUGACAAAAACAUGCAAUAAUGAACACUUCAGUUUCUCCCUCGGGCUUUGAAGUUUACACUCCUUACUAUUUGUUGGAAGCAGUGGGACUUUAAUCUUUUUGUGUAGAAAGAAAAAAAAAUAUAACUUAACCUUUCUGUCUAGGAUGACCUAAUGCAUGAGAAUGAGUCAUGAUUUAUAGAAUUGCUAUUCCAGUCAGAAUCUCAUAGUUUUCAAUGUGUUUUAUUCAGAGAGACAGUAUUGGCUAGAGUAACUCCCGCUCCAGGCAGAAGUGCCAAAAAUGUUUCAGUUUCUGCUUGUUCAGACAUCAGAAGUACACAGAAACCAUAACCUGCUGAUGCCUAGGAUGGUGCUGCAGACCCCGUGCGAUGGUGGUGUGGUCUGAACUGUGGUGUCAUUCACUGCUGUGAGCUCAGAUCUUGAUGUGAGAUUUGCCCGUAUAAAUAUUUAAUAUUAUUUUAUUUCUUUACUAUGAGGCAAGUCAGCUCUUUGCUGAAUAGAGCUACUAAUCCUGUAUAAUAAGACAAAUUACACAACCUAGAGGACAAAAGCUGCUGCAUGCACACGUUAUUGUAAUAGGCCAUAUCACUUUUUUUUAUCGCAUUGACAAUUGUACAAAUGCAAACAUGCCAAAACAAUCUCCUGUAUAAUAUGGCAAUUGUCACUUUGUUUUGCUCUUGAAAGCUGGAGGUAAUUGACAUUGGCAACUACUGAGGGACAAAUCGUUAUGAGCCAGUCCCUGGACCAGAUUCUUCACCCACUGAUUCAUGAGUGUGCAUCAGACAGAAAUCUUGGCCUCUAAUAACAUUGGAUGGACAUAUAAGAAGCUCAUUCAUAAAUUGUAGAUGUACAUACGUUCAUGACUACUGCUAUUUCUCCUGUUUGGUAACAAGGUGGUAAUAAGGUGUAUAUAUUCCUUAUGCAACGUGCAGAAUUAAAAACAAAAAACAAAAAAAC
This is a messenger RNA of Cygnus olor (mute swan), 7098 nucleotides long. RefSeq names its product phosphatidylinositol 3,4,5-trisphosphate-dependent Rac exchanger 2 protein. Lineage: Eukaryota; Metazoa; Chordata; Aves; Anseriformes; Anatidae. The transcript has 38 exons. Bases 286 to 4515 code for a protein of 1409 amino acids. Gene Ontology annotation, molecular function: protein binding; guanyl-nucleotide exchange factor activity. Gene Ontology annotation, biological process: intracellular signal transduction. The record is from RefSeq and is a predicted model, not a curated record.